GAAGAGAUGAGAUGGAGGGAUGGAGAGAUGCGGGAGAGAGCAGAACAGCAGGUGGAGACUGAGCACACCAGCCUAGCACAGAGACUAAGACCGACCCCACAGAACAUAGCCUAGCUAUUUGCGGUUCAAAAAAAUAUGUUAUAUAGCUUUUAUUAUAAUAGAAGCUGCAGAUAAAUGUAAACACGAAGAGUUGAAAGACAUGCAUCGAGUCGUGUCAUCAAGAACGGCCCUGUGUAACAGAGGGAGAAAGACGGCGUCUGUGUCGCGUCGCUCAGAGGUCGCGGUGACGUCUGUGAUCUUCCAUCGCGGGGUCUGUCAGCGCACAGAGUAAUUCCUCCGUCACCUGGUAGUAUGCAGGGUGUGGAGAGGACUAAACGCACUCAUUUGGAACUAGAUAGCGUCGGUUUAGGAAACAAUCGUUAAAGUGGCAGCCAGCUAUGGUUGACCCGUCUGAGCCAGAGGACCAGACCAAAGGGAAACAGAUGGAUGCCCUGCCGGUGGCCUCUGCACCCACCAGACUACCAGACCAGGCCUCUGCACCCACCAGACUACCAGACCAGGCCUCUGCACCCACCAGACUACCAGACCAGGCCUCUGCACCCACCAGACUACCAGACCAGGCCUCUGCACCCACCAGACUACCAGACCAGGCCUCUGCACCCACCAGACUACCAGACCAGGCCUCUGCACCCACCAGACUACCAGACCAGGCCUCUGCACCCACCAGACUACCAGACCAGGCCUCUGCACCCACCAGACUACCAGACCAGGCCUCUGCACCCACCAGACUACCAGACCAGGCCUCUGCACCCACCAGACUACCAGACCAGGCCUCUGCACCCACCAGACUACCAGACCAGGCCUCUGCACCCACCAGACUACCAGACCAGGCUGAUGGGAAAGCAACAGAGGAGGGCGAGGGUGUGGGUGGCAAUGAUGCAGAGACCACACCCAUACACUCUGCUGGGCUGGGGGAGAGGAUGGUAGCUCCUCCCCCUGUUGCACAGGAGGCCAGUCCUCCCAGUCCAAACACCCAGCCCCAGCUUCAGGGCCCUCAGGACAGGCAGCUUCAUUCUCCAAGCCCUUCAGACUUCCAGCCUCCCAGUCCACACACCCAGCUCCAGCUUCAGGGCCCUCCAGACAGGCAGCUUCAAUCUCCAAGCCCUUCAGACUUCCAGCCUCCCAGUCCACACACCCAGCUCCAGCUUCAGGGCCCUCCAGACUUCCAGCCUCCCAGUCCACACACCCAUCCCCAGCGUCAGGGCCCUCCGGACAGGCAGCUUCAGCUUCCUCACCUUGCCCCUCCAGACUUCCAGCCUUCCACUCCACAUACCCAGCUACGAAGCCCUCAGGUCAGUCUGGAGGCAGCAACCUCCCUGUCGAACAGCAGCCAAGCUCUGAACCCUCUACCUCAAGACCUCCAGCCUCCAAGCAGCGAUCCAGAGCCCAGAGAACCAUGCCCCAAGCUGCACCUGGACCUAUAUAACUUCGACACCCCGGUGGCAGAGGGAAGCCGUUAUGUCCUGACCAGCCCCCGCUCCUUGGAGGCCUGCGCCCGCUGCGGGGUCAAACCCGUGGAGAUCUUGUCGCGCCCGUUGUCAGACUUCGCCCGUGAGGCCCCGGGACGGUCCAUGCGCGUGGCGACGGGCAUGUUUGAGGUGUAUGAGAAGGACAGGCACGCCAAGCUGAGAGCAUGCCGGGAGGAGAGAGAGAGGAUUAUACGGGAAGAUAAGAGGAGAAUCCUUCAGGCUGCAGUCAACGGACAUGCUGCCUCAUCAACAGAGGAACAGCACAGAGCACCAGUCACAUCCAGAUUAACGCCGCUAUCUAAACCAGGCCCUGUGGCCUCUAGUCCUACUAAAUCUAAACCUUCCCCCAGUAGUACAGGACAGGCCUCUAGAGCUGCUUCUACAACACCAGGUCCAAGCAUUAAUAAAACUAGUACAAAUCUUCUAGCUAAAAGUAGCUCUCUGCAGUCUUCUAAGACCAGCUCAUUCAGCUCUGCAUCCUCAUCAUCUAAAGGUCUGGACUGUGGUUUUGGUUCUGCUAAACAUCCUAAAUCCUCAGAACUAACCAAGGCACCCCGCCCUGUCUCAGGUCCACCUCCAGUGGUCAGAAAGAUCCCCAGCAGCAGCACCACCACCACGCCGAAAGCCUCCAACACCUUCCCCAGAUCAGCCUCCAAACCUUCCUCUUUCCCCAGAACAACCACCUCCAUGACAUCCACCAUCUUCAAGAGUUCCGUGCAGAGCCCAGUCACCCCGACUACAGCAGCUCUCAAUGGCAUCACAGGGGGUCUAGGAGGGCCGUUCCCUCACCACAACGGCCACCCUGUGUCCACUCCAAAGGGCAGAGGGAAGAGCCACUCCCUUGAGUCCCUACAAAGAAGGAUGGAUACAAUCUCCACCUCUACCACCACCUCCACCACCACCUGCACCUCCUCUGGAGAGGAGUCCGGCGCCUCCUCCUCCUACAGCUGGGAUGGACCCAGAGACCCCUGGGCCAAGUCCUCCUCCCCCCGUGCCCGCACCCUGGCCACCUUCAACUCCUUGAUGGGGAGGAGCCUUAGCCUUGGGGACCUCAGCCACUCCCUCCAGACCACCCAGAAGGUGGAGCGUAUCGUCAAGGAGGUGCGGCGGCGGGGGCUGAAGGCGGUGCCGGAGCGGGACAGGAAGAUCGCUGCUCUGAUGCUGGCUCGGUACCAGGAGGAGGACAUCAUGAGCCAGACGCGCUACGUGGCUCACCUGCAGUGGGACAGCGAGAAGCGCCUGGGGGACCUGCAGCGGGAGCAGGAGGACCGGGAGAAGCAACGGGCGGUGCUGCAGUGCCAGCGGGCGUGGCAGUCGCAGGUGUCCCACCGCCAGCGUCGGCUCAGCCAGCAGGAGAGAGAGUCGUCGGCCGCUAAGCUGCGUCAGGUGGCGGAGAGCGAGGAGCGGUGGAGGGAGCUGGCAGAGCUGCAAGAGCGCAGUAGGCAGCAGAAGCUCCAGCAGGCUGCCAGGGAGGAGAAACAGAAGAAGGAACAGCAGGAGCAGAACCUCAAGGCUCUAGAGGAGGACAGGGCUGCAGUGCUGGAGCAGGAGCAGCUACUCCUCAAGGAGAAACUUACCAUUGCUGAGCUGAAGAAGCAGGAGAAGGAGCACCAGGCCCACGAGGAGCGCCGGGGACUGAACCGGGCCGAGAGGAGGCGCCACGCAGCCCUGAUCAGGGAGAUCGCCCGGAGAGAGGAGGAGGAGCGGGAGGAUGCACGGAAGGCUGCUGAGGAGAAGCUGAGCCGUUCCCUGGAGAACUAUGAACAGAUCGUAGAGAGGAGAGACAAGGAGCUGAAGGAGAAGGCUAAGAGGGAGGAGCAGCAGAUUCAGAAGGCAAGGAGGUCUGCGGAGAAGAGGGAGAAACAGCAGCAACAGCAGGUGGAGGCCCGGGCCAAGGAAGCAGAGAGACGGGCCCAGCAGGCAGCUUUGGUGGCAGAGGAGAGGGCCAAGGAGAAAUCCCAGAGAGCAGUACAGAGCAGGCAGGAGAAGGAGAGACUACAACGACUCAACAGACAGCGUGUGGAAGGGGAAGAGCUAGCCAGGAGGAUGGAGCUCCUCCAGUCCAUCGAGAGGAAGCUGGAGAAGAGUGAGCAGAUCUUCAGGGAGAAGAGAGCCGUGCUGGAGAGCGCUCGCUCUACCGCCCGCGCCUCCUUCCACGUACGGGACCGGGUCAGGGAGGAGACCAACAUGAGGACCUUUGAUAAGAUGGAUCUAGAGGCCCAGUUCCAGUUCAAAUCCAGCCUGGAUGACAAGUGAUGAGGCACACCUUCAUGCUACUGGUGAACUACUGGUUACUGGUAACUACUGGUUACUACUAGUUAAUACCCUGGACUACUGGUAACUACCCAGGACUACUGGUUCCUGGUAACUACUGACUACCCUGGACUACUGGUAACUACUGGCUACUACCCUGGACUACUGGUUCCUGGUAACUACUGACUAGCCUGGACUACUGGUAACUACUGGUUACUACCCGGGACUACUGGUUCUUGGUAACUACUGACUACCCUCGACUACUGGUUCCUGGUAACUACUGACUACCCUGGACUACUGGUAACUACUGGUUACUACCCAGGACUACUGGUUUCUGGUAACUACUGGUUACUACUAGUUAAUACCCUGGACUACUGGUAACUACUGGUUACUACCCGGGAAUACUGGUUCCUGGUAACUACUGACUACCCUGGACUACUGGUUCCUGGUAACUACUGACUACCCUCAACUACUGGUAACUACUGGUUACUACCCGGGACUACUGGUUCCUGGUAACUACUGACUACCCUGGACUACUGGUUCCUGGUAACUACUGACUACCCUGGACUACUGGUAACUACUGGUUACUACCCAGGACUCCUGGUAACUACUGGUUACUACCAGGACUACUGGUUCCUGGUAACUACUGACUACCAUCGACUACUGGUAACUACUGGUUACUACCCUGGACUACUGGUUAGUGGUAACUACUGACUACCCUGGACUACUGCUAACUACUGGUUACUACCCUGGACUACUGGUUCCUGGUAAGUACUGACUACACUGGACUACUGGUUCCUGGUAACUACUGACUACCCUGCACUACUGGUAACUACUGAUGACCCUGGACUACUGGUAACUACUGGUUACUACCCAGGACUACUGGUUAGUGGUAACUACUGACUACCCUGGACUACUGGUAACUGCUGGUUACUACCCGGGACUACUGGUUAGUGGUAACUACUGACUACCCUGGACUACUGGUAACUACUGGUUACUACCCAGGACUCCUGGUAACUACUGGUUACUACCCAGGACUACUGGUUCCUGGUAACUACUGACUACCAUCGACUACUGGUUCCUGGUAACUACUGACUACCCCGGACUACUGGUAACUACUGGUUACUACCCUGGACUACUGGUUAGUGGUAACUACUGACUACCCUGGACUACUGGUAACUACUGGUUACUACACUGGACUACUGGUUCCUGGUAAGUACUGACUACACUGGACUACUGGUUCCUGGUAACUACUGACUACCCUGGACUACUGGUAACUACUGACGACCCUGGACUACUGGUAACUACUGGUUACUACCCAGGACUUCUGGUUAGUGGUAACUACUGACUACCCUGGACUACUGGUAACUACUGGUUACUACCCGGGACUACUGGUUAGUGGUAACUACUGACUACCCUGGACUACUGGUAACUACUGGUUACUACCCUGGACUACUGGUUCCUGGUAACUACUGACUACCCUGGACUACUGGUAACUACUGGUUACUACCCGGGACUACUGGUUCCUGCCAACUACUGACUACCCUGGACUACUGGCUACUACCCGGGACUACUGGUUCCUGGUAACUACUGACUACCCUGGACUACUGGUACCUACUGGUUACUACCCGGGUCUACUGGUUCCUGGUAAAUACUGACUACCCUGGACUACUGGUUCCUGGUAACUACUGACUACCCUGGACUACUGGUUACUACCUGGGACUACUGGUUAGUGGUAACUACUGACCUCCCUGGACUACUGGUAACUACUGGUUACUACCUGGGCCUACUGGUUCUUGGUAACUACUGACUACCCUGGACUACUGGUAACUACUGGUUUCUACCCAGGACUACUGGUUCCUGGUAACUACUGACUAUCCUGGACUACUGGUAACUACUGGUUACUACCCGGGACUACUGGUUCCUGGUAACUACUGACUACCCUGGACUACUGGUAACUACUGACUAGCCUGGACUACUGGUAACUACUGGUUACUACCCUGGACUACUGGUUCUUGGUAACUACUGACUACCCUGGACUACUGGUAACUACUGGUUACUACCCGGGACUACUGGUUCCUGGUAACUACUGACUACCCUGGACUACUGGUUCCUGGUAACUACUGACUACCCUGGACUACUGGUAACUACUGACUACCCUGGACUACUGGUAACUACUGGUUACUACCCUGGACUACUGGUUCCUGGUAACUACUGACUACCCUGGACUACUGGUAACUACUGACUACCCUGGACUACUGGUAACUACUGGUUACUACCCGGGACUACUGGUUCCUGGUAACUAGUUACUGCUGUUAACUACUGGUUACUACCCUGGAUUACUGGUUACUACUGGUUACCAUGUGCUUGGCUAUAGCCAGGGUUGGACAGGUUACUUUGUAAAUGUAAUUCGUUACAGUUGCUAGCUACCUGUGCAAAAUCAACUUUUGGAUUACCCAAACUCAGUAACGUAAUCUGAUUCUUUUGGAUUACUUUUCCUUUAAAAGGCAUUAGAAGAGGUCUAAAAGGAUCCAUCCAACACAUUUGGUGUGUCAUCAUAGUGCUCUCUGAUUGGUGGUCAUAAUUUGGUGUGUCAUCAUAGUGCUCAUUGAUUGGUGGUCAUCAUUUGGUGCGUCAUCAUAGUGCUCUGAUGGGUGGUCAUCAUUUGGUGUGUCAUCAUAGUGGUCUCUGAUUGGUGGUCAUCAUUUGGUGUAUCAUCAUAGUGCUCUCUGAU
Oncorhynchus tshawytscha (Chinook salmon) is the source of this 6516-nucleotide messenger RNA. RefSeq names its product coiled-coil domain containing 177 (gene ccdc177). The transcript has 2 exons. Lineage: Eukaryota; Metazoa; Chordata; Actinopteri; Salmoniformes; Salmonidae. The coding region runs from base 438 to 3785 and encodes 1115 amino acids. The record is from RefSeq and is a predicted model, not a curated record.